GAUCAAAAAAAUUCAAGAUUUGGAUACAGAUGCUUACUACCAAGAAAACGUUCACUUAUCCAACGAAAAGAGUCAAUUAAAGCAAGUAAUUUCGGUGACAGAAACAUUCAAUACCUUCAGCAAGACCUUCCCGUCACAGUAUACGACGCUCUUAAAUUUUUAUGGCAUGGCAAUGAUACAGUUACUGAUGACGAUCAGGAUCAGAUGCUUGACUACCAAGAAACGUCACGUACCCAACGAGAAGAGUCGAUUAAAGAAAGUAUAUCUCAAAAAGGUCUGUUAAUUUAG
Molecule: messenger RNA, 288 nt
Organism: Funneliformis mosseae
Lineage: Eukaryota; Fungi; Glomeromycota; Glomeromycetes; Glomerales; Glomeraceae
Source: the annotation of a GenBank genome assembly